AUGGCCGAGUCAAACCCACUUGAUAUACCCAAUGCGAAAGGCGACGAUGCCCAUACCGACAGUGAAACCGCCUUCUCUCUCGAUCCGAUCGAGACUCAGUCCAACCUUAGCUCCUCCCCACCAGACCAAGAUGGUCUCCAUACACCGACGCUAGGGCCUGUCAACGAUGGAAGCCCAAAGCUUUCGAGAAAUCCGUCAUUCUCUGGUAGCAGCUCAUAUCAAGAGGACUGGGAUGUGUUCCCGCCGCUGGACCGCAUCUCCGUGCUAGACCUUCUUGACAACUUUGCCUUGCCUCAACAGCUCGAAAAGCUACAGAAAGGCAUUUCCGCCCAAACGCAAAAGGUUCGCAAAUCAAGAGACGUUUUCAAGAACAAGAGUCAGCACGCCCAAAAACGAGUCGUAGAGGAAUGGCGGCGCCGAGUUCCUACUGCAGAGGAACAGCUCGAGAGAUACAGAAAACGGAUGCGCAGUAGUGUUGACAAGCUUGGGAAGCAGUGGAACGACACCAGAGUGGUAACUUUGCGCGAAAAGGUGUCCUUCAUCUUUGGCGUCAUGAACAUUUUCGUGAGCGGUCUUCUCAUGGGCGGCUGGCCCGAGUACUUCCACCUGUGGUACACGGUUCAGGUCAUGUACUUCAUGCCCAUCCGCUACUUCACCUACCACCGUCGCGGUUACCACUACUUCCUUGCAGAUCUAUGCUAUUUCGUCAACUUGCUCUUGGUUCUUAGCAUCUGGGUUUUCCCUGGCUCAAAGCGACUCUUCCUAGCCACCUACUGCCUUGCGUUUGGCAACAACGCUGUGGCCAUUAUCAUGUGGAGAAACUCGCUCGUUUUCCACAGUUUCGACAAGGUUACCUCUCUCUUUAUUCACAUCAUGCCCUGCGCAACACUUCAUUGUAUCGUCCACCUAUGGCCCGAAGAGCUUCAGGCUAGCCGUCUCCCUUCCAUUUGGACUAUAAAACACUCACCUGCUGGUUCGCCCACAGCCUACGGAAACAUCGUCUCUAUGCUGGCUUGGAGUUCCAUACCAUAUGCUAUAUGGCAGUUGUCCUAUUACUUCUUCAUUACAGUUCGCAGGCGCGACAAGAUUGCUGCGGGGCGGCCUACAUCCUUCACAUGGCUACGAAAGUCAUACUCCAAGACCUGGAUCGGCAAGGUUGUGCUUUCGUUGCCGGACGCUCUACAAGAAUCGGCAUUUAUGCUGAUUCAGUACUCGUAUGCGGUACUUACCAUGCUUCCUUGUCCCAUCUGGUUCAUGAGCAGAUACGCCUCAGCGGCUUUCCUGACGAUUGUCUUCACAUGGAGUGUUUACAACGGAGCAACUUACUACAUCGAUGUCUUUGGGACGCGCUUCCAGAAGGAGCUCGAGGCUCUAAGGGCCGAGGUCAAGCAGUGGCAAAACACACCCGUGAUGAGCGGUCAUUCCCCCCUGAUGAUGCCUAACCCUGAGGGGCCCCCACCAAGUGAGCUGCACCUGGCAAAUACCAACGAUUCGAUGAGCGAUGAGAACCUCGAAAGUGCCUUGAAGCAUGAAAAUAACGUGAUUGGGGAGAGCAUCAAGGCAAGCGGCCCCUCGGAUCGAAUUCCGCUGCUGGGUGAGGAGCUUUCGGCUCAGGCUGAGGCCAGCGGCGUGGAUGGGGGUGCCAGAGAUGUUGCCAGAGAGAGGAAAGCGAGUUGA
Messenger RNA from Colletotrichum graminicola M1.001, 1677 nucleotides. RefSeq names its product F-box protein. The record is from RefSeq and is a predicted model, not a curated record. Gene Ontology annotation, biological process: phosphatidylcholine biosynthetic process. NCBI's taxonomy places the organism in Eukaryota, Fungi, Ascomycota, Sordariomycetes, Glomerellales, Glomerellaceae. The transcript has a single exon. Bases 1 to 1677 code for a protein of 558 amino acids.